Messenger RNA from Lepus europaeus (European hare), 2011 nucleotides. RefSeq names its product fatty acyl-CoA reductase 2 (gene FAR2). Gene Ontology annotation, molecular function: alcohol-forming very long-chain fatty acyl-CoA reductase (NADP+) activity. Gene Ontology annotation, biological process: long-chain fatty-acyl-CoA metabolic process. The coding region runs from base 226 to 1773 and encodes 515 amino acids. Gene Ontology annotation, cellular component: peroxisome. Lineage: Eukaryota; Metazoa; Chordata; Mammalia; Lagomorpha; Leporidae. The transcript is spliced from 12 exons. The record is from RefSeq and is a predicted model, not a curated record.
GCUCGGCGCCCGGCGGCGGGCACGGCCGGAGGGAGGGCGCGUUCCUCCCGCCCCACACCCAGCCGGGGAGCCGGAUAUAUAGCGUGUCAGGUUCGCGAGCGCCACGACCGGAGCGGCUGCCCGCAGCCCCGGGCGAGGAGCGACCGCCCGCCCUGAGGUGAGCCGCUCUCCACAGCCGGAGCCGCAGGAACCUCUCUGGAGCUACACAACAGAAAGGGAGGAAUCAUGUCCAUGAUUGCGGCUUUCUACAGCGGCAAGUCCAUCCUCAUCACAGGGGCCACGGGCUUCAUGGGCAAAGUGCUGAUGGAGAAGCUGUUUCGCACCAGCCCCGACCUCAAAGUCGUUUACAUCCUUGUGAGGCCCAAGGCUGGCCAGACGCUGCAGCAGAGGGUCUUCCAGAUCCUCAACAGUAAGCUGUUUGAGAAAGUCAAGGAAUUCUGUCCAAACGUGCACGAGAAGAUCCGAGCUGUUUCCGCGGAUCUCAACCAGAACGACUUCGCCAUCAGCAAGGAGGACCUGCAGGAGCUCCUCUCGUGCACAAAUAUCGUCUUCCACUGCGCGGCCACCGUGCGCUUUGACGACCAUCUCAGACACGCUGUGCAGCUCAACGUCACGGCCACCCAGCAGCUGCUGCUGAUGGCCAGCCAGAUGCCGAAGCUGGAAGCCUUCAUCCACAUCUCCACUGCCUUUGCCAACUGCAACCUGAAACACAUCGACGAAGUCAUCUAUCCAUGCUCUGUGGAGCCAAAAAAGAUCAUCGACUCCAUGGAGUGGUUAGAUGAUGCUAUCAUUGAUGAGAUCACACCAAAGCUGAUUGGAGAUCGGCCCAAUACUUACACCUACACCAAGGCCUUGGGAGAGAUGGUGGUGCAGCAGGAGAGCGAGAACCUAAACAUCGCCAUUGUGAGGCCUUCCAUUGUGGGAGCAACCUGGCAGGAGCCUUUCCCAGGUUGGGUGGACAACCUGAACGGACCUAGCGGGCUCAUUAUUGCGGCUGGGAAAGGGUUUCUUCGGUCCAUAAGAGCUACUCCGAUGGCGGUGGCAGAUUUAAUUCCAGUAGAUACGGUUGUCAAUCUCACCCUAGCAGUAGGAUGGUACACUGCAGUGCACAGACCCAAGUCAACAUUAAUCUACCACUGUACCUCUGGUAACCUCAAUCCCUGUAACUGGGGCAAGAUGGGAUUGCAAGUCUUGGCAACCUUUGAAAAAGUCCCAUUCGAGAGAGCUUUCAGGAGGCCAUACGCCGACUUCACCACCAACAACUUCACAACGCACUACUGGAACGCGGUCAGCCACCGGGCCCCUGCCAUCAUCUAUGACUUCUACCUGCGGCUCACCGGAAGGAAGCCUAGGAUGACAAAGCUGAUGAACCGGCUCCUGAGGACCAUCUCGAUGCUGGAGUAUUUCAUCAACCGCAGCUGGGAGUGGAGCACGUACAACACGGAAAUGCUGAUGUCCGAGCUGAGCCCCGAGGACCAGCGAGUAUUCAACUUUGAUGUGCGCCAGCUGAACUGGCUGGAAUAUAUUGAAAAUUACGUCUUGGGAGUUAAGAAGUAUUUAUUGAAAGAGGAUAUGGCUGGGAUCCCAGAAGCGAGGCAACACUUAAGAAGGCUCCGAAACAUUCACUACCUCUUCAAUACCGCCCUCUUCCUUAUCGUCUGGCGCCUUCUCAUCGCGAGGUCACAGAUGGCUCGGAACAUCUGGUUCUUCAUCGUGAGCUUCUGUUACAAAUUCCUCUCCUACUUUAGGGCUUCCAGCACGCUCAAGGCCUAGGAACAUGCGACACCCACCUUCCAUCUGGAACCUCUCAGAUACCUCGAACAGAGAACUGUGCUUGUCACUGUUAGGAAGUAACAAGGGACACGCCCAAGCUGCGAUGGCAAACGUGCUGUUGUUGGCCCAUCCUUUGACACAAACCCUUUGUGUUUCAGUGAGUGAAGGGGAACUAUACACUAGCCUAUAUCCACAGAUAUUUUAGGAAGCAACUAUUUCCAUCUUGUUUCAUAAAUAC